This is a messenger RNA of Solea solea (common sole), 3867 nucleotides long. RefSeq names its product ADAM metallopeptidase domain 15 (gene adam15). Gene Ontology annotation, biological process: innate immune response; integrin-mediated signaling pathway; proteolysis. The record is from RefSeq and is a predicted model, not a curated record. Lineage: Eukaryota; Metazoa; Chordata; Actinopteri; Pleuronectiformes; Soleidae. Gene Ontology annotation, molecular function: integrin binding; metalloendopeptidase activity. The coding region runs from base 361 to 3207 and encodes 948 amino acids. The transcript has 24 exons.
CCGUAUUUCCGAUUAGCUUCACUCAGCGGGAUGACUCUCCGAUGAACAGUCUGCUGUUCUCCGGUUAAUGACACGGUUCACGUCUCGUUAAGUCGCCGUGUGGUGUCCACACAAACUCUGCCGACUUUAGUUGACGUUUACUGCCUGACCGAGCGGUUCCUCCCGGUGCUGACGGUACUUUGUAGCGGCGGAACCUGCGCAGAUAACGGACUGACCCGCUCCGGUCUGAGCUCGUUACCAUGGAGUUUCGGCGGAACUUCCUCUGGAGCUCCAGCACAGGGAGGUAACGACAGCGGGGUCCGGGCUUCCUCGCGCUCAAAGCCGCCUCGGCAGCGACUUGUUGCCGCUGACGCGGAGAAGAUGAGCGGAGCCGCCGCCGCGCUGCUGCCGCUCCUGCCGCUUCUGCCUCUGCUGCGGCUGCUGAGCGGCAGCGCUGCCUUCACGGUCCCCAGGUCUCUUAACGCACCGCAGAACCCAGAAGUUAUGAUACAUAGACAGACGGACGGUACCGACGGUCUGAUCAGAGCCGUGACAGAUGGCGACAGAAAACAGCGUCCCCUGCUGGAGAAGACACGUCCCUUCGUCCUGGUGGACGGAAAGAGACGGAGCCUCGCUGAAGCAUUCCAGGACGGACAUCCAGACAGAUUGCAGUGUGGACUGGAGGUGAGAGGACGCCUCUUCCUGCUCGACCUGGAGAAGAACCAUCACCUUCUGCGCAAACCUCCAAAUGUCUUCUUCUACCUGUCCAACGGUACGGGCGUGUCUCUGAAAGCCGACCCUGUGACUCACUGUUAUUACCACGGCAGCAUCCGAGGGUUCCCUCAGUCCAGGGUGGCUCUGAGCACCUGCUCCGGACUGAGCGGCGUCAUCGUCAUCAACGCCACGAUGAGCUUUGAGCUGCAGCCACAGGAUGACGACCGCCAUUACCAUCUCCUCCACCAGGGGGAGGAGAGCAGAGGGGACGGGAGUGAAGGAGGAGGAGGAGGAGGAGAUAAUGAAGGAGGAGUCCACCUGCUGUUCUCCGCCAGUCCACUGGAGGGCAGUGACGCUGGACAUUGUGGGGUUUACCACACUGCUGUUCCCCCCAUCCACAGCUACACACACACACACAGGAGAAAGAGGGACAUCCUGUCAGAGACCAAAUACAUUGAGCUGGUGCUGGUGGCUGACCACCAGGAGUUCAUGAAUUACCAGAAGAACAACAAGACCAUCAUCUAUCGUAUGAUGGACGUGGCCAACCAGGUGGACUGGUUCUAUCGCCCUCUAAAUGUGCGGGUGGCGCUGACCGGUCUGGAGGUCUGGAGCGACCGAGACAAGAUCCGGGUGGAGAAGAGUCCGAAGGACACGCUAAACAACUUCCUGGAGUGGAGAAGCAGAGAGCUGCUUCCCCGCCUUCGCCAUGACAACGCCCAGCUGGUCAUGGGCGGAGCCUUUGACGGCACCACGGUGGGGAUGGCGUCUCAGGCGUCUAUGUGCUCCAGAGACCGGUCAGGUGGAGUCAACGUGGAUCACCUGGUCAGCGUUUUGGGUGUGGCCUCCACUGUUGCUCAUGAGCUUGGUCACAAUUUGGGGAUGAGUCAUGACACAGCAGAACGUCGCUGCUCUUGCCAGAACGAACCACGACUCGGAGGAUGCAUCAUGGAGCCAUCAACUGGGUUCAUGCCUGGUCAGCAGUUCAGCAGCUGCAGUUCCUCUGACCUGUCCGUCAGUUUACUUCAUGGAGGAGGAAUGUGUCUGUUCAACGUUCCUGAACCAGAUCUUCUGUUAGGAGGACCUCGCUGUGGAAACCUCUACGUGGAGAGAGGAGAAGAGUGUGACUGCGGCCUGAUGGAGGAGUGUGAUGAUCCCUGUUGUAACGCCUCCACCUGUCAGCUGAUCCCGGGAGCUCAGUGUUCAUCUGACGGCAUCUGCUGCCACAACUGUAAAUUGCGUCCUGCAAGCUCGGUGUGUCGUGAGCCUCUUGGACCAUGUGACCUGGCCGAGUUCUGCACUGGCUCCUCCCCCCACUGUCCCCCCAACGUCUUCCUGCAGAACGGUGAGCCCUGUGAGGACGGUGCCACCUACUGCUAUGGAGGAGUGUGUGUCAGCAUGAACGCUCAGUGUCAGCUGCUGUGGGGAACCAACUCCACCAGUGCUCCGCCCAUCUGUUUCUCUUCUGUCAACAAACAAGGAAACAAGUUUGGAAACUGUGGUCAGCUGACCAACGGUUCCUACAUCCCCUGUGCUAACACUGACGUGCACUGCGGCAGGAUCCAGUGUCAGGGUGGGAGACAGCGCCCCCUGCUGGGCAUUAACGUAGAGAUCCUGACCACUGAAGUGCGCCACAGUGACCUGGUCUGCAGAGGAACCUUCUUCCACCUGGGAGACGACGUGUCUGACCCUGCUACUGUGGCUCAGGGAACUGCAUGCGGCCCUGGAAAGGUGUGUUUGAAGCAGACGUGUCAGGACGUGUCGGUGCUGGGCGUUGACGACUGUCGCAGCAAAUGUAACGGUCACGGGGUGUGUAACAGUAAUAAGAACUGUCACUGUGACGUGGGCUGGGCUCCACCUGACUGCAGGUACUCAGGUCACGGCGGCAGCGUGGACAGCGGUCCAGCCACAGCUGCUCCAGGGUCUGACCCGGUUCAAGUCGCCCUGCUUGUUGUGUUUUUCUUCGUCCUGCCAGUCGUCCUCCUCUUCCUCGCUCUUCGCUUUCCUCGAUUCCGGAGAAAUCUCUUAUGUUUUGGACCAAACAGCCCAUUUCACAAAGCUCGACAACACAACCGGACUCCAGUGACCGAGCGAGUGGACACCAGUAACAGUGAGCAUGUCCAGCCUCUGAGAUACCGCCUCAACCCACAGGCCGACGCCCACAAAGAGGUUCAUGACAGACCUGCUCCUCCCACUAAGCCACUCCCCCCUGACCCCACCCUAAACUCCCCAUCACAGCAGCUGGUGACUCGACCAGCUCCGCCCAACAAGCCCCUCCCCCCUGACCCCGUCUCACCUGGACAGGCUCCUGUUCCACUCAAACCUCUGGUGCCCAGAAAGCCCCUCCCCCUGGCCCCACCUUCCCACCCUCAGCUCCACCCUCACCCUGCUGGACAUGCCUCCAACAAACUCCGAGAGCAGAGCGCAGUCACGCCUGCGGCCGCUCCCAACAGACGACCUCCGGCUCCACCCACUCGACCCUCGGCCCCUCAGAAGGCGGAGUCGUCGCCGCUGUGAGUUUGGCGUUGAUCGUUGUGUUUGAGGAAGACGAUGAUGAAGACUUGAACAUUGACCUUUGACCUCUGCUGAUGGACAGUGAACGUCUCGGUGCCUUGCUCAGCAGCAGAGGAAACUCAGGAAUCGAACCCCCGGCAAUGGAUGUUUUUGGUGUCCGUAAACGGCGCCCCCCAGAGGCAGUGGGGCUCAGUGCCUUGCUCAAGGAGCUGGGAAUCAAAAGGUUCUGAUGUGGGACCAAACUAAACCGGAUUAAACCGGAUUAAACCGGAGCGAAGUCUGACUUUAAACUACGUCACAACAAACUGAAGGAAAAAAAACUGUUUGAUUGACAGUCUUUAUAAUUGACCUUUGACCUUUUGUUUGACCUGGUUCAUGAUGUGACUUUUAUAAAAAAGUAGAAACUGGUUUAAACCUGGUCUUAGACUAGUUUAGACCUGGUCUCAGACUGGUUUAAACCUGGUCUCAGACUGGUUUGGACCUGGUCUCAGACUGGUUUGGACCGGGUCUCAGACUGGUUUGGACCUAGUCUCAGCUUGUUCAUGUGGAACUGAUCAAUGAUAAUCAAUAAAACUCAUAAAGAACUGAUCUGCAGGAGUGAAUGAAAUCAGAUUGAUUGAUCAGCUGCUGUUGUUUCAUGUAAAUAAAACAGUUCAUCUUUGA